AUGGCCAUGCCCAUGCGAACCACUCGCCAUGCUUCCAAGCUGGCUCAGUCUUCCCGCCAAUUAGCUAUCUACACCUCUCGCAGAUCCUAUGCGACGGCGGAACCCGAUCUGAAAGCCGCCCUCAAGGCGGUCAUCCCCGCCAAGCGCGAGCUCUUCCAGCAGGUGAAGCAGCAGAGCGAUGAGGUCAUCGGGGAGGUCAAGAUCGGCAACGUCAUUGGCGGCAUGCGUGGCCUCAAGUCCAUGCUCUGGGAGGGCUCCGUGCUCGACGCCGACGAGGGCAUCCGCUUCCACGGCAAGACCAUCAAGGACUGCCAAAAGGAGCUGCCCAAGGGCACCACCGGCACCGAGAUGCUACCCGAAGCCAUGUUCUGGCUGCUCCUGACCGGCCAGGUCCCUUCCACCAGCCAGGUGCGCGCCUUCUCUCGCGAGCUGGCCGAGAAGUCCUACCUCCCCCAGCACAUCCUCGACCUGAUCAAGUCGUUCCCCCGCUCCAUGCACCCCAUGACCCAGCUCUCCGUUGCGGUCGCCGCCCUCAACACCGAGUCCAAGUUUGCCCAGGCCUACGAGAAGGGCAUCAACAAGGCCGAGUACUGGGAGCCCACCUUCGACGACAGUAUCGCCCUGCUGGCCAAGAUUCCCCGCGUCGCUGCCCUCGUCUUCCGUCCCGACGAGGUCGACCUCGUUGGCAGACAGACCUUGGACCCUACCCAGGAUUGGUCGCACAACUUUGCCGAGCUCCUGGGUAAGGGCGGCGCGGAGAACCAGGACUUCCACGACCUUCUUCGUCUGUAUCUGGCUCUGCACGGUGACCACGAGGGUGGUAAUGUCUCAGCCCACGCCACCCACCUUGUUGGCAGCGCCCUCAGUGACCCCUACCUGAGCUACAGUGCCGGUCUGCUGGGUCUCGCCGGCCCGCUGCACGGUCUGGCCGCCCAGGAGGUGCUUCGCUGGAUCCUCGCCAUGCAAGGCAAGAUCGGCACCAAGUUCACGGAUGAGGAUGUGCGCACUUACCUCUGGGACACCUUGAAGUCUGGCCGCGUGGUUCCGGGAUACGGACAUGGCGUUCUCCGCAAGCCCGAUCCGCGUUUCCAGGCUCUGAUGGACUUUGCGGCCACUCGUCCGGAUGUCCUGGCCAACCCGGUCUUCCAGCUGGUGAAGAAGAACUCGGAGAUUGCGCCAGGUGUUCUGACUGAACAUGGAAAGACCAAGAACCCUCACCCCAACGUCGAUGCCGCAUCGGGUGUGCUCUUCUACCACUACGGAUUCCAGAAGCCUCUCUACUACACCGUCACCUUCGGUGUCAGCCGGGCCCUCGGACCUCUGGUGCAGCUGAUCUGGGAUCGGGCUCUGGGUCUGCCCAUUGAGCGACCCAAGAGCAUCAACCUGCUGGGAUUGAAGAAAUGA
This is a messenger RNA of Aspergillus tanneri, 1404 nucleotides long. It is a transcript of the gene mcsA, whose product is annotated as putative citrate synthase Cit1. The transcript is spliced from 3 exons. Lineage: Eukaryota; Fungi; Ascomycota; Eurotiomycetes; Eurotiales; Aspergillaceae. Bases 1 to 1404 code for a protein of 467 amino acids. Gene Ontology annotation, biological process: tricarboxylic acid cycle; carbohydrate metabolic process. The record is from RefSeq and is a predicted model, not a curated record. Gene Ontology annotation, cellular component: mitochondrial matrix. Gene Ontology annotation, molecular function: 2-methylcitrate synthase activity.